CGUGAUGGUAUUUUGUGAUUGGGCGUGGUCAUAAUUUUAAAAUGGCGACUUUUAAAGAGUACGUUUUGAGUGACUCGUUUAAAAGCCUCUCGGAACUUUACAUUUCUGCAGCUAAAAGCAAUGCUAUUGACAGAGAAAGGAACGAAUUAAAAGAGUCAUUGUUCGCUUUUCUUUUAUCCACUGGGCAUCAGCAAAGAGAAAAAGGAACAACAACUGAUGGCGAGUACGAGAGAGAACCAAUAAUAGCUGAACUGAUCCAUGAAGCAUUGUACCAUGCUACAAUGAAGGGACUCAAUCAAACGGACACCAUUUUAUUAGUACAAUCUCUACUUGAGGGGCUGGAGUGGAUAAAAAAUAAAGAUGAAUUUUGUGAAUUAGAGGAGGAUUUAAAGUCUUUGCUUCAAAGUCUCUCAGCCUCGUUCACUACACAUCAUGGCCAACAAGUAACCACUCAAUACCUCAUACAAACACUCCUCCUUCAACCUAACCUCUACCACUACCUGAUGAAUGAAGAACAAGAGAGAGACAUGACCUACCUUGAACUUACCCUCUAUUCCUCAUCUCUCCUUCCUCCUCUUACUGAAGGGACUACAGAGGAAGAAUGGCAUAGGAAGGAGAGAGUUGCUUGUGUUGAUACUCAGUAUGAACUGCAAAAGAAUCAAUUGAUCUCAGAGAAGGAGUCUUCAUUAUCAGAGGAGAAGGAUAAACUAGGAAAGUUGUAUGGUGAUUUAAAUGACUCUUUUGAAGAUGACGAGAAAGUUGAUCAAGAAGAGUUGAAGACUGUUUUAGGGCCAUUAGUACUGGGUCAUGUGUCUGGCAUGAAGACAGAGCUACUGCUAAAACUUAAAGAACAAGAGAUGAACAUAGCACAUCAGAUUGACCGGAUGAAGGCAUGGAAAGGAGAAAAGAGAACUACCACACCAGACAAACAACAAUAAAGCAAUAAUCUCUUAUAUAUAACAUAACAUUGCCUAACAAAGCAAUGCAUAUUAUAUUCCUUGAAAAUAUUUAAUUUUACAUUGUGUA
Molecule: messenger RNA, 1026 nt
Organism: Amphimedon queenslandica
Lineage: Eukaryota; Metazoa; Porifera; Demospongiae; Haplosclerida; Niphatidae
Exons: 3
Coding region: 42-938 (298 amino acids)
Source: RefSeq, a predicted model, not a curated record